AUGCCCGUAGCCCCAGGACCUAGUCGGCGAUUCGUGCUCCUCCUCAUCGGCGUCUCGGCCUUCCUCGCAUUCACAUUCGUCUUCUCUUUCCGCUCCCAUGAAGCUGGUGUCAGACAUCCCUUAGCUGGAGGAAGAGGUGGAAAUCCGACUGAAGUCGUCGAUGCCAAGUUCGCUAAUCUCGACCGACUCGAGCUACAAGACUCGACUCUAUCCGGACAUGUGAUCGCCCCCAAGCUCGGCAACGAAACGGCNAAAGUACGUUUCUUCAGAGCCGAACUUGGUCGUGCAGCAUGGAAGCUCUUCCAUACGACUUUCGCCCGCUUCCCUGACAAGCCCACGGCCGAAGAAAGCUCUGCCCUGAACGCAUACAUUCACUUGUUCCAGCGAUUGUACCCAUGCGGCGAAUGUGCCGGUCACUUCCGAACGAUCCUCGACAAAUUCCCUCCCCAAGUCUCAUCACGAUCAGCAGCAGCAGCCUGGGGUUGCCAUGUCCACAACGAGGUCAACAAGUCCCUAAAGAAAGAGAUGUUCGAUUGUUCCAACAUUGGUGACUUCUAUGACUGCGGAUGUGCCGAUGGUGAGGCACCAGAAGAGGGGGACAAGAAAGAGAUCACACAGGCAAGGAAGAAGUUUGANCCCCCAGAAGACGUUCCUCUGAAGCUGGAACAAGAUGGGUGA
Molecule: messenger RNA, 678 nt
Organism: Aureobasidium vineae
Lineage: Eukaryota; Fungi; Ascomycota; Dothideomycetes; Dothideales; Saccotheciaceae
Source: the annotation of a GenBank genome assembly